This is a messenger RNA of Pelodiscus sinensis (Chinese soft-shelled turtle), 3706 nucleotides long. Lineage: Eukaryota; Metazoa; Chordata; Testudines; Trionychidae. The record is from RefSeq and is a predicted model, not a curated record.
AUGCCUCCAAUUACAUCAAUCGAAAGGGGGCACUUCUCAGUGAUCCUGAAGGCCCUUGUGAACCACAGGGGCUGGUUCACCGACACCAACGUUGGUUGGUCAGGGAAGGAACACAAUGCCCACAUUUUGAGGAACUCCAGCCUCUUCCAGAGGAUGAAUGCUGGCAUCUUUUUCCCCUACUGCACCAUCAGAGUCGAGGAGGUGGACAUACCCGUGUGCAUCGUGGGCGACACAGCCUACCCCUUGAUCCCCUGGUUCAUGAAGCCCUACAUCAAAGGGAGGUUCCAGUGUCUCCUAAUCCACCUUGAUCUUGGUGACCAGAAUAUCCCCCAGGCCUGGGAAACAUCCUGGGAGGUGGGUACCGGCUCCAGGGUGAUGACUACCUCCUGGUUGGUGGGCAUGCUGUCAUUUCUGGCCUCCUCAUCCUCCUCCACAGCCCCUCCCUCCUGGAAGCUGACGACAGAAGAGCAUCUGCAGAAACGUGAUUCAUACUUCAGUGAGUUAGACGGUCCUGUAGUCCUAGCACCUCCUCUUCUGAGAUAUUCUGAGUCUGCAGAAGCUAGUGGAAUCUGUAGAGUGAAGCCAUCUGUCAUGGAAAUCUCAGAAAAGGAAGAAAAUGUGCAAUGUGCUAGUCUGGAGAAGCAUUUGGAAGACAUAGACAAUUCAAGAUCUUUCUCUUCUUCAGACAUGGAAUCAGGAGAUGAAAGUGAAUGGUCCGAGGAGUUUGCUGCCCCUGGUUCCAGUCCUCCUGCUACUGCUUCACGACCAAGGGACCCACUUGGCAUUCUCACCAAAGUCUUUCCUAGUCAUAAACGAAGCAAGCUGGAGAGAAUUCUGCAGUUUUGCAAAGGAGAUGUCAUCCAAGCCAUUGAACAAAUCUUGAAUAGGAAAGAGAAUAAACAGGAUGUCCAAGACUUUGCAAGUCCAUCAAGAGCUAGACAUAGUGACUUACAGAGAGCCUCUAACAACUGUAGCUUCCCAGAAUUAGGAGCUAGAGUGUUUGGCAACAAAUCAGCUUUCUUCCCUCUUCACACCACUUUUACUUCAUUUGGAGGUGAAACAAAUAUUUAUGGCCUAAACCCUAGACUGGGGAUUAGCCCUGUAAAACUGGCUUAUUCUACCCCUGGAAGAGGUCUGCCUGGAUUUAUGUCACCCUACUUAACUCCUGGAUUGAUUCCAGCUUUGCCUUUUUGCCCAGCAUUGGACUACUCUUUUUCAGGAGUGAUCAAGGAAGCUUCUUACUUUCAGCAUAAAGAAUCAGUCACUGGCAGUGGAAUUUACUCAAGUCUAAAUAAAAAAAGCCAGUAGUGCAAUUAGCAUCUUCCCUUUCACAUUGUACUUCCAAAAUGUGCAGCUAUGAUGACAUCUGAAUCUAGCCUCAAAAGAUGCUUUAAUACCACAGUCAAUUUCCACUUCCACUUCCUUUAAGAAUUAGACUUCUCACAUCUUUAGAACGUAAUUUUGUUUUAUUUUAAUGUAAAGUGGCUUGCAAAACUGAAAUUUUCAAGCAAAAAAAGGAACACAGUUUUAAAGUAUGUAUUUUUCCAUUCAGAGUAACUGCUGAGAAGAGUUGGUUUUAAAAUCAGUGCUAAUUUUUAAACAGAUUUUAUUAUACAUACAUUUUAUUUUAAAUGGUCUUCAGAUUGGGUUGUAAAUGUAACAGUAACUAGGAUAUAUUUGUUUUGUGAACAGGAAUAGAAUUGAGUUAUGAAGAAAGUCCAUUAUAAUAUUCCUCUCCCUUUUUAAAAAUAAUCAACUUUGCAUACUUAUUUUUUUCAUCAGUUUCUUGGGAAACUAAAGCCAAGAUUUUAAAAAAUAAGUCCUUAAUGUUAAAUUGAUAAAUCUGUAGUUAGGCACAGAAGUAAGGAGCAUGGUUUUCAAAAGAUCUUAUUGAACAAAAUAGGGGCUGCUGGGCAUUUGACACUUUUGAAAAUCAGGCUCUUCAUUUAGAUGUCAAAAGCUCUGAUCCUAAAAAAUAUAUGCACAUACUUAACUUUACUUACUGAGAAUAUGUCAUUGGUCAAAUUGGAGAUUUGAAUGUCUGAAGAUCAAUCCUUUUGUAUUACACUUAACAGAAUCCUUAUUUUGAGCUAUAUUUUGGAUUUAUUUUAUUUUAUUGUGGAUUUUUUUCAUUUAUAAAAUUCUUGUCAGAUGACGAUACAGGUGGUAAGGACAAUUUUCUUUGUACAUUUAUUUUUAGUUUGAGUUGUAUAGCUCUUGUAAAUCUUAUAGCUAAACAACUAAUAGUCAAACCAAAUGAGUGCCAUCUCCUGGUCAUUCUAGUUCAUUGCAAUUUGAUGGUGAUGUGAAAAUAAAAUUAAUGUUUUGGAUUAUAAGGAAUUAUUCUUUAGCAUUUACAAAAGUGAGAGAUGUGUUUCUCUUACAUAAACUGGUAUUUUAAAUUUUUCUUUAAUGUUAACUUUGCAGGUGCUAGCAAUCUUUAGCCACAUAUGGUUACAAUCUAAGUUAUUGUUGGAUCAGAGCUAUUGGACUGUAGAACUAUAAAGGGAAUUUCUCUUAGUUGCAUGUAUCAACUAAAACAGAGACAUGCUUGAUGUCUAGAAAUCAUAACAAAAGUCUGGCUUUGGGCCUGAUCAUGGUCCGAUGGAAGUCAGUCUUUUUGCUGUUUAUCUUGUAGAACUAAAACUUCUUUCAAUCAAACAUCAGGGAUUUUUCUAGGUGCUUAGAGAACAUUGGCAGGAUUAAGCAUAAGUAAAAAGUAAGCAAUUACGAAGACCAAUUAUAUGGGGAAUGGUCUUGUUAAAUUAUAUGUUCUGGAUGAUUAUAUUUGAUCAAAGUUUACAAUAAUUUUAUUGCUUGCAAUUGAUGGUAUUAGCAAGCUUUCAAUAUUAGCUAACUUUGAAGUUUCAUUUGAUUUCAUUGAGGCUCUAAGACAGGAAACCAUGGCUUUUCAAAACAACAUUUACAUGGAUACUUAAACAGGGAUGGAUUUAAAUAUGUGCGUAAGUGAUUUUCUCAAUUAUGGCCAAAAUGCCAAAAUUAGGAAAUGUCUACACAGAAGUGCCAAAUAAACUAUGGGGAUGUGAUUUCUAACAUACAACAGUGUGUGGCACAUUUCCUUGACCAAUGUAGACUCUACUGAUGUACACGAAGUUCCAUAGUGUGCUUUAGUGUUUUAUUUUAACAUUAACGUGAACUAGAGAACUUUUAAUGUGCACCAGCAGAGUCUACACAGACUGGUUAAUGUGCAAUACAUCACUGCACUGUAGAAAUCACAUCUCUGUAGUUAGCAUUGACUCACCAUGUAGAUAAGUCCUCAGCCUACCAAAUAAUAUUGUUCUUACUGGUUACUGUUUUAUAUUGCUGGUACUUCCAUAAAUGUAAUUAAGAAAAUGCCUCACAUAUGAACUAAAGAGCCCAACUAUUUGCAACAUAAUAUUAACAUUUAUAGGCUUAUUUCAAAAGCCCCGCUCCUUGUUAGAAUUUGUAUUUCUAUAGCUAUCUAAUUGCACUUCCUCUUUUUGGAGUGAAUAGCACUUUACCUUUAUGAAGCUGAUUCCUUUCAACUGCAUUCUGGUUCUUACUCUCCAGCACAGUACAUUACCUCUCCCCAAUCCAUGUAAUCACUUGUUAAAUCUAAAACAGUCAUACCAAAUCACUUGUUAUAUCUAAAACAGUCAUCUCAAGCAAGAUGGAGAUUCCUGUGAGAGUACAAGUUCUGAAAUGCCAGCCUAAGAUCCCUGCU